Messenger RNA from Effrenium voratum, 6054 nucleotides. NCBI's taxonomy places the organism in Eukaryota, Dinophyceae, Suessiales, Symbiodiniaceae. The record is from the annotation of a GenBank genome assembly.
AUGCGCGAUGACAGGCUCCCCUUCGAGGCCAGAGAGCCGGACGGGAUGAAGACAAUGGAUGCCAAGGCGGACACGAAAGCGGGCCAGGAAAUGACGGGCGCCGAGAUGGUGCUGGAAGCGCUGAAGGACAAUGGCGUCCGGCACAUAUUCGGCUAUCCGGGCGGCGCGGUGCUGCCGAUCUAUGACGAACUGUUCCAGCAGGACGCGAUCGAGCACAUUCUGGUGCGGCACGAGCAGGGCGCCGGCCAUGCGGCCGAAGGCUAUGCGCGGUCGACCGGCAAGGUCGGCGUCGUCUUGGCGACAUCGGGCCCGGGCGCCACGAACUGCGUCACCGCGCUGCAGGACGCGCUGAUGGAUUCGAUCCCGAUGGUGUGCAUCACCGGGCAGGUGCCGACCACGCUGAUCGGUUCGGACGCUUUCCAAGAGUGCGACACGGUCGGCAUCACGCGGCCCUGCACCAAGUACAACUGGCUGGUCAAAUCGGUCGCCGACCUGCCGCGCAUCCUGCACGAGGCAUUCCAUGUCGCCCAGACGGGCCGUCCGGGUCCGGUCGUCGUCGACAUACCCAAGGAUGUCCAGUUCGCCUCGGGCAUCUAUGAGGGGCCGCACGUUGCCCAGGAGCGUGUCAGCUACCGGCCCGUCAUGGACCCGGACGCCGAUGCGAUCCGCCGCGCCGUCGCGCUGAUGGCGUCAGCCAGGAAGCCGAUCAUCUAUUCGGGCGGCGGCGUGAUCAAUUCCGGCGAUCGCGGCAGCGAGCUGUUGCGCGAACUGGUGGCCGAGACCGGCUUUCCGAUCACCUCGACACUGAUGGGCCUUGGCGCCUAUCCGGCCUCGGGCGAAAACUGGAUCGGCAUGCUGGGCAUGCACGGCACCUAUGAAGCGAACAUGGCGAUGCAUGAUUGCGACGUGAUGAUCAAUAUCGGCGCGCGCUUCGACGACCGCAUCACCGGCCGGAUCGACGCGUUCUCGCCGAACUCGCGCAAGAUCCACAUCGAUAUCGAUCCCUCGUCGAUCAACAAGGUCGUCCACACCGAAGUCGGCAUCGUCGCCGAUGUGGCCCAUGCGCUCGAGGCGCUGCUGGACGCGUGGCGAUCGGCCGGCCACAGGCCCGACAGGAAAAAGCAUGCGCCCUGGUGGGAGCAGAUCGGCAAGUGGAAGGCACGCGACUCGCUGGCCUAUUCGCCAUCGGGCGACGUGAUCAUGCCGCAAUAUGCGAUCCAGCGGCUCUACGAGGCGUCCAGGGCGAGCGGCAAGGACACGUUCAUCACCACGGAAGUGGGCCAGCACCAGAUGUGGGCGGCGCAAUAUUUCGGUUUCGACAAGCCCAAUCGCUGGAUGACAUCGGGCGGGCUGGGCACGAUGGGCUACGGCCUGCCGGCGGCGCUGGGCGUGCAGAUCGCCCAUCCCGACGCGCUGGUCAUCGACAUUGCCGGCGACGCCUCGAUCCAGAUGAACAUCCAGGAAAUGUCGACGGCGAUCCAGUACGGCACGCCGAUCAAGAUCUUCAUCCUCAACAACCAGUAUAUGGGCAUGGUGCGCCAGUGGCAGCAAUUGCUGCACGGCAAUCGCCGCUCGCACUCCUACACCGAGGCGAUGCCCGAUUUCGUCAAGCUGGCGGAGGCCUAUGGGGCCCAUGGCAUCUAUUGCGACAAGCCCGGCAAGCUCGACGAUGCGCUGGCCGAAAUGAUCGAGAUCGACGGGCCGGUCAUCUUCGACUGCCGGGUGGCGGCGCUGGCCAACUGUUUCCCGAUGAUCCCGUCGGGCAAGGCACACAAUGAGAUGCUUCUGCCGGACGAAGCGACCGACGAGAUGAACCGAUCCGCUCCCGGCGUUGCCGACUACGGUCUGCUCGUCACGCUUUCGCUGAUCUGGGGCAGCGCGUUCCUUUUGUCGAAGAUCGCGGUGGCCGACUUCGCACCGUUGACGAUCACGCUCGUCCGGCAAGUGCUUGCCGUACUGCUUCUGGGCGGCAUCGUUCUGGCGCUGCGCCGGCCAUUGUUCCGGCCGACGCGGCGCGACCAGCUGUUCAUGAUCAUCUGCGCGGCGACCGGCACGGUGAUCCCGUUCACCGCCAUCAAUUGGGGCGUUGCGGUGAUCGACAGCGGGCUGGCGGCGAUCCUGAUGGGCUUCAUGCCGCUGGUCGUGCUGGUGCUGGCGCAUUUCCUGACGCGCGACGAGAAGCUGACGGUGCCGAAGGUGGCCGGCGUCGUGCUCGGCCUGAUCGGCCUUGCCAUCCUGUUCUGGCCGGCGCUGGUCGAAGGGUUCGGCAGGGAUGUGUGGCGCCAGCUCGCCGUGCUCGGCGCGGCGACGGCCUAUGGCGUCAACGCGCUGUCGGUCAAGCAGCUCGUGCGUCAUCCGCCCAUGGUGCUGAUGACCUAUAUCACGCUGUGGACGCUGGUGAUCCUCGUUCCGCUCACGUUCCUGUUCGAGCAGCCCUUCGCCGCGACGCCGACGCAGUCGUCGGUGCUGGCGCUUGUCGCACUGGGCGUUUUCCCCUCCGCUGUCGGCGCGCUGUUCAUGUUCGCCAUCAUCGAGCGGCAGGGCGCUUCGUUUUUCGGCCAGAUCAACCUUCUUGUGCCGUUGGCCGGGGUUCUGGUCGGCGUCAUGUUCGCCGGCGAGCGGCCGGGCCUGAACGCGCUGGCGGCGCUCGUCAUCAUCGUGUCCGGCGUGGUGGUCGCCCGCCUCAAGCCGGCUGACACGUCGGCGCCCGAAAGCCACACAUUGUCGAUCCUGGUCGACAAUGAACCGGGUGUGCUGGCGCGGGUGAUCGGCCUUUUCUCCGGCCGCGGCUACAACAUCGAAAGCCUGACGGUUUCCGAGACCGAGCACGAAAAGCACCUGUCGCGGAUCACCAUCGUCACCAGCGGCACGCCGCAGGUGAUGGAGCAGAUCCAUACCCAGCUCGAACGGAUCGUGCCGGUGCACAAGGUGACGGACCUGACCGUCAUCGCCCAUCAUGAAGGCUACGAGAAGCCGCUGGAGCGGGAACUGGCGCUGAUCAAGGUGCGCGGUGCGGGGGAAAACCGGCUCGAGGCGCUGCGGCUGGCCGAUGCGUUCAAGGCCAAUGUGAUCGACGCCAAUGUCGAUCAUUUCGUCUUUGAGCUGACCGGCCGGACCAACAAGGUCGAGCAGUUCAUCGCCAUCAUGGCGCCGCUCGGCCUGGUCGAGGUCUGCCGCACCGGUGUUGCCGCCAUGCGACGUGGCCGCGAGGGGAGACGGUCGUUGGCCGACCGCCUGAUCAACCCCCACCGCGGCGCGGGUCUGCCAGACCUUGUUUCGCCCUUGCCCGCCCAUGAUGGGCGGGCGGUCGCCGACCUUCUGGACCUGUGCCCGGCCCACGCGCCGACGCCGCUCGCGGAUGCGCCGGGGCUGGCCGAAAAGGCCGGCGUCGGCCAGUUGAUGCUCAAGGACGAGCGGUCGAGAAUGGGGCUUGGCUCUUUCAAGGCCCUUGGCGCGGCAUAUGCCAUUGCCCGCCAGGCCGCCGAUGCGCGUCAGGGAGACAAUUGGUCGGACGCGCUCGCCGGGCGCACCUUCGUGACGGCCAGUGCGGGCAAUCACGGCCUGUCGGUUGCCGUAGGCGCGCGGCUUUUCGGCGCCGACGCCGUGGUCUACCUGGCCGAAACCGUGCCCGAGACGUUCGCCGAGCGGCUGCGGGCCAAGGGUGCGCAGGUUCGGCGUGCAGGCGCCACCUAUGAGGAGAGCAUGGCUGCCGCCGAAGCCGCCGCCGCCACCGACGCAACGCUGCUGUCCGACAGUUCCUGGCCCGGCUACACCGAGAUGCCGUAUCGCGUGAUGGAGGGCUAUCUGCAGAUGGCGAGCGAGGCCGCCGGGCAGAUCGGCGACCCGCCCGGCGUCAUCCUGUUGCAGGCCGGGGUUGGCGGCAUGGCGGCGGCGGUCGCGGCCCAUGCAAGGUCGGUCUGGGGCGAUGGUCCGCGGAUCGUCGUCGUCGAACCGGAAGCCGCGCCUGCGCUGAUCGACAGCAUCCGCGCCGGCAGGGUGAUCGAUACGGACGGGCCGGUGUCCUCGAUGGGCCGGCUCGACUGCAAGACGCCCUCGAUGAUCGCGCUGGCCGGCCUGGCGCGCGACGCCGACCUGUUCGUCACGAUCACCGAGGCGGAGGCCGCGGCGGGUGUCGCGGCGCUCGGGCGUGCAGGGUUUGCCACGACGCCGUCCGGUGCCGCGGGCGUGGCAGCCUUGUUGACGGGCGCGGCCCCGAAGAUGGUUGAGCGCUCGCUGGUCUUUCCGGCAGCGGAGUUCCGACGGCGUGUCGCGGGGCUGCAGGCGCAGAUGGAUGACGCGGAACUGAACGCGCUGCUCCUGACGACACCGGCCGACAUCUUCUAUGUCACCGGGUUCCUGACGCGGUUCUGGGAAAGCCCGGCAAGGCCGUGGUUCGUGAUCGUACCGGCGUCCGGCGAUCCCGUUGCGGUGAUCCCGGCCAUCGGUGCCGCGCUGAUGGGGCGGAGCUGGGUCCGCGAUAUCCGGUCGUGGGAUGCGCCCGAUCCGGACGACGACGGCGUAAGCCUGCUGGCCGAGACGCUUUGCGAGAUGGUGCCCGAAGGUGGGCGGAUCGGCGUCCCGAUGGGCGAGGAAACCCAUUUGCGGAUGCCGCUUGCCACCUAUGACGCCGUCUCGGGCCGCAUCGGGCCGCGACGCUUUGUCGAUGCGACCGAGCCCGUGCGGCGGGUGCGCGAGAUCAAGUCCGAGCCGGAGAUCGAGCGCAUCCGCGCAGUCUGUGCCGUCGCGGACGCGGCGUUUGCCCGCGUGCCCGAGAUUGCGCAUGGUGCCGGAACGCUUGCCGGCCUGUUCCGGUCGUUCCAGGCCGCGCUGCUCGCGGCCGGCGCCGACUGGGUCAGCUAUCUCGCCGGCGGCGCUGGAAGGGACGGCUAUGGCGAUGUCAUCUCGCCCGCCGAGGAGCGGCCCUUGCAACGCGGCGAGGUGCUGAUGCUCGACACGGGCGCGGUCAAGGACGGCUAUUUCUGCGACUUCGACCGCAACUAUGCGGUCGGCCGGCCCACCGACGCGGUCCUUCGGGCGCAUGCGGCCCUGUUCGCCGCAACCGAUACGGCGCUCGACGCGGUUCGCCCGGGCAUGUCCGCCCGAGCCGUCCACGGGCUUUUGAGCGCCUCGCUGCGCGCGCACGGAGCAACGCCCGCACCGGGCCGGUUCGGUCACGGUCUGGGCAUUUCGCUGACGGAGUGGCCAUCGAUUUCGCCAAAGGACGAGACGAUCCUGCGCGAAGGCAUGGUGCUGACACUGGAGCCCGGCGCCGAGGUCGUUCCCGUUGCCGGAGCUCGUGCCGUGACGGGCGCGUCCUACCGGCUGUCGGGGCCAAUCGGAACACGCGCCACGUUCGGGCUGAUCGCGCUUCGCGUGGACGAGACUGUCGAACACGAUUUCCGGCGGCUGUGCGCGGCGCCCGACAUCGCGCUGCACGUCACGCGGAUCGCUUCCGGCGACGAUCUGACGCCCGAGACGAUCGCGACGAUGGAGGCUGCCCUGCCGCAGUCCGCAAGCCUGUUGCCGCCAGCCGCGGCCUUUGACAGCGUCGGCUAUGCCUGCACGUCGGGCGCAACAUUGAUCGGCGCCGAUCGGGUCGCCCAACUCGUCCGUGGCGCGACCCGGACCAGGGCGGUGGCCGACCCGCUGACGGCCACCAUCGAAGCGCUGCAGGCGCUUGGCGUCCGCCGGAUCGGGCUGGUCUCGCCCUAUAUCGACAGCGUUGCCGGGCCCAUCCGCGAAGCGCUCGUGGCGGCGGGGCUGGACGUGCCGGCCAUCUUGUCGUUUGGCGAACAGGUCGAAGCGCGGGUGGCGCGGAUCGAUCCGGAAUCGAUCCGGCAGGCCGCGCUGGCCGUCGGCGGCAGGGCGGACGUCGACGCCGUUUUCGUCUCGUGCACGAACCUGCGCACGCUCGACAUCGUCGACGAUGUCGAGGAGCGUCUUGGCCUGCCGGUCGUCACCAGCAAUCUCGCCCUUGCCUGGCAGAUGUUCGGGCACGCCGGCACGCCGCCGGCCAUCGCGCCGGGGAGGCUCUUGCGUUCAGCCGCCCCGUGA